AUGGCGUUUCUAUUCAAGUCCAAGAAGCACCAGGACCGGGAAAAGGAUCGUGUCUUGACCAGCCGCGAAGGUCCAACGUCCGGUUCGCAACAGUCGUCCGUCGCCAGUAUCGGCGCCCGGAUAGCAAAAGACGAAAAGCCCUUUCAACGAUCCACCCCGAACGGCAGCCUGAACUCGCUCGACAACGACGCCACCGGCAGCCCAGACCGAGCUGUCAAUAAUCGCCGGCCGCCCGUUGCUGAGCAGACUCCCCUUACGGCUGCACCAGCAGCUGCUCAGGGCCAGCCACCGCCGGCCGGUGAUCUCCAGUUUCGCAACGGCCCUGGUCCAGCCGUCGGCAGUUCCAACAUGUCCUUGUACCCCUGGUCACAACGGCGCCUCACAUACACCUCGUCAACCGUCAGCCCAUUUCCUCGGUAUGGGGCCUCGGUCAAUUCCACUGCGUCGAAGGAGGGUGACAUCUAUGUCAUGGGCGGCUUGACCAACAGCCAGACCGUCAAGGGUGACCUCUGGAUGAUCGAGGCCGGCGGCAACAUGUCGUGCUACCAGCUCGCUACCACGUCUGAAGGCCCAAGUCCGAGAGUCGGCCACGCAAGUCUUCUUGUCGGCAAUGCGUUCAUUGUCUACGGGGGUGACACAAAAAUUGACGAGUCCGACGUCCUCGACGAAACCCUCUACUUGCUAAACACAUCCACGAGGCAAUGGUCCCGAGCUCUCCCUGCAGGGCCACGUCCUUCCGGACGGUACGGCCAUACGCUGAACAUCCUUGGAUCCAAGAUCUUCAUCUUCGGCGGCCAGGUUGAGGGCUUCUUCAUGAACGAUCUUGCUGCGUUCGAUCUGAACCAGCUCCAGAUGCCGAACAACCGGUGGGAGAUACUGGUGCCCAACGAGACUGGGGCUGCUCAGGGCAAGAUCCCCCCGGCAAGAACCAACCACACAAUAGUGUCAUACAAUGACAAGAUGUACCUCUUCGGAGGUACGAAUGGCUUCCAGUGGUUCAACGACGUCUGGUGCUAUGACCCUGUGACGAACAGCUGGUCGCAGCUGGAUUGCAUCGGCUAUAUUCCCGUCGAGCGGGAGGGCCAUGCCGCCGCUCUGGUCGACGACGUAAUGUAUGUUUUUGGCGGUCGGACGGAGGAAGGAGCCGACCUGGGUGACCUGGCCGCGUUCCGGAUCUCCUCCCGUCGUUGGUAUACGUUCCAGAACAUGGGGCCGUCUCCUUCCCCUCGAUCCGGGCACAGCAUGACGGCCGUCGGAAAGUCCAUUGCCGUGCUAGGCGGCGAACCAAGUUCUGCCACAACCACGGUCAACGACCUUUCGCUCGUCUAUCUCCUUGAUACCAACAAAAUCCGCUACCCGAACGAUGCUCAGAUUCCGCCGAACGGGACCAGACCACCGAACGGGCAGAGACGACCAAGCGAUGCGACCAGAGCCGUGCAGCCUCGAGACGGCUCUCAGGGUCCAAUCUCUGGCGACCAUAAACGGCCAAUGGGUCCAGGGGGAGGCCCAGGGGGACCUCCAGGGGGGCCUCCACCUGGAGGUCCAGGUGGUGGCCCUGGUGGCCCUGGUGGCCCUGGUGGAGUGGGUAGUCCCAUCAACGGUUACAAGUCUCCCAACGGACUUGACACGAACCCCGGCGACGGCUCGAGCUCGCCCGUCAACGGAAUGUCCAAGCUGCCUAGGGCCGCAGGACCAUCGCCGCCAGCAACAUCGCCACCCCAAGGACAGUUGCCAAAGCCGAAUCAGCCUCACCCUCCAAAUCAGGGACGACCUCGAAAUGCGUCAGCAGAGCGCGGCGGCUAUUCCGCCUCUCCUGCUCGAAGCAACUCGGGCUCGGCCCAGUCGCCUGGCAUGCGUGGCAGUCCCCGGGAUGUCAACGGCUUCCAACAAAACGGAAAUCGGCCCCCACUGUCGCAAGGCCUGAGACCAGGUCCAAGGGGAGAUCCUGCGGGUGCACCACAGUCCGCAAGGCCUCCGCCGGUUGCAACGGGUCCCGAGGUGACAGGAGCGGCGUCUGCGGCUGGAGGAUCAAUGGCUUCGGCAGCAGCAGCUGGUGGUGCAGCGAGCCCGGUCGCCUCACGACCCAGAGGCCCGCCUGCACAAAUGUCGAUGGACAAUGCUGCGGAUAUGGCUGUAAGACAGGCCCCUGUCAACCGGCCGUCUUCACCACCGCCGCCAGCCCGACAAGGUGGCGGCAACCCGCUCGCGCGGCGGUCGUCUAACCGCAAUUCGCAGACGGUUGCCGUCCUUAAGGAGCUGGAUUCUGCGAGGAACCGGAACGCCUGGUACGCUUCCGAGCUCGAGCUGGCCCGAAAGGCGGGCUACGUGUCAAACGCAUCCCUCAGUCCCCUUCUUGACGGACGUGGCUCCGAAACGUUUGACGACGACGACAAGCCCCUGAUUGAAGCGCUUCUGGCGAUGCGGACGGAGCUGGCCAACGUGCAGGCGUCAGUCGACAAGCAGGCAGUUCUCGCUGCGAAGCAGAUUGCAGAAGCCGACAAGCAGCGUGAUGCUGCCAUUCAGGAGGCUGUCUACGCCAAGGCCAAGCUGGCGGCGCACACCGGGACUGGCAGCGCAGCGAGCACACCUCAGCUGGACAGGGAUCGCGAUAUUGCAGACCGGGCGACGGACAUCAGCCGCAAACUCGCCACGGCCUUGGCGUCGCAGAAGGAGCUGCAAGCCCAACUGGACCGCAAAUCGGCUGAAGCUGACGCGGAGAAGCGGUCACGGAAGCUGGCAGACGACACGCUGGCGGCUGCGCAGCGACGAAUGACGGAGCUAGAGAGCUACAAACAGCACACGUCGUACGAGCUGGAGGGCCUGAAGGCUGAGCUUCACCGUGCACAGCACGAAGCGCGCGAGGAAGCGGUCAAGGCGGUCGAGGCUGCAGCGGCUCUGGAGAUGCUCCGUAUAGAGAAGGAGGAUUUCGAACGCCAAUACAACGACGCUGCCGGUAACGCAAAAGAGACGGACGACUCGUUCGAAUCCUUGCGUGAGGCCAUGGUGGCAUCGGCCGACAUCAAGACAGUCCUGGAACAGAAGCUACUACAGGAACGAGCGCAACGGGAGGAAGCCGAAGCGAAACUGGUCACUGUCAAGGCUGAGCUGGAAGGCCGCACAGUGGAGGUGAUGACGCUGACGCAGCGGCUACGCGAUACCGAAGAGCUUGCGGAGAGACAUGCCAGCGAGUCCCGCGCUCACCGACUGGCGAUAGUUAACGGGCUGGACAAGAUGAAGAGCCGCGACCUGUCGAACACGUCAAACAAGGCGGACACGGACCGCAUCGCAGCGCUGCAGAGCCAGCUGGAGGCAGCCAAGGUGCUGGCAAAGAAGCACCACCAGGAUGCCGACACGGCAUCGGACAGACUGCGGUCGGCGGAAGAACGGAUUGCCGGUCUAGAAGCAUACCAAGAGCAGGCCAGCCGCGAGGGCGUGACGAUCCGGCGACAGCUGCAGGGAGCGCUGCGAGAGACACAAACGCUGCAGGCACUCAGCAGCGACCUGAAGCACCAGCUCUCGCACCAGCAGCUGGAGACGAACGCAGUGACGGUGCAGCACAACACGCUGAAGGAGAUUCUGAGCGAGCGAGGCAUCAGCCCGACCAGUUCGGCGCGUCCCCGAGGCAGCCCUCGCGAGGGCUCGCCGGAGCAGGAGGCACGGAUCCGCAAUCUAGAGCGACAGUUGUCAUCGGCGUUGGCAGGCCACGAGGAGACCAAACAGCUGUAUUCGGCACAGGCGACAGAGGCAGAGACGCUGUACCGCGACAAGCUGACACAGCUGGAAAACGACUACCAGUCAGCGGUACACUAUGUGAAGGGCACGGAGAAGAUGCUGAAGCAGCUGCAGGAACAGCUGACACGGUACAAGGCCGAGAACAUGCGACUGAAGGCCGAAGUGGACGAGCUGGAGGAGACGCGGGCGCGCAGUGGCGGUGGAAACUCGAUGCCGGCCGACUGGGAGACGGAGCGCCUUGCUCUGACGGAGAAGGUCGAGGCGCUGCAGUCGGAUCUGGAAUUGGCACAGGCGCAGCUGGGCAACGAGCUGCAGCUGGUGCGACAAGAGCUGGAGGGGGUGAAGCGCGAGCGCGAUGCAGCGGUACGGUCGGGCGAAGAGGCGACGACGCGACUGGCAUCAGCACGACACGACUACGAGCAGCUGCACCGGGAGAGCACGCAGCUGGAGCGGCGAGCACAAGACGCCGAGAUGAAGGUGGGCAUGCUGCUAGACCAGGUGGAGUCGUCGGUGGGAAACUACCGUCGAGUGAGCCGGCAGAUCACCAUCGUCGGACCGGACCAGUUCAGGGACCUGAAGACGGGCAGCGGUGGUUCAACAGCAGCAGCAGCAGCAGCGGGUCUAGAGCGCGGCACACUGGGAAGCACACUGGGCGGCACACUGGGUGGCACGGCAGGCGGCCUGGCGCCCAUGGCAGCAAACGGGCAGCUCGGAGGAGGCAGUUUCGGACACGCACGACAGGACAGCUCGGAGGCUGGCAGCACGUACGGCGAGGCACGCAACAGCGCGGCGCUGGACAAUCUCGCCAACGAGCUGGAGACGCUGCGCAGCCACUGGGAGGCGACCAACAAGAACUACCGGCUGAGCAACGCGUUCGAUUUUGACAAUGGAGGCGCGGGCGGUGGCAACAACAACGGGAGGGCGGCAUCGUCGUCGCCGACAAAGGACGGCAAGGAAGACGGCGGACUGGGGCUGAGCGAGAGCCUUGCGGACUGGCGAAAGCGGCUGGACAGCUGA
Molecule: messenger RNA, 4749 nt
Organism: Grosmannia clavigera kw1407
Lineage: Eukaryota; Fungi; Ascomycota; Sordariomycetes; Ophiostomatales; Ophiostomataceae
Product: cell polarity protein
Exons: 4
Coding region: 1-4749 (1582 amino acids)
Biological process (GO): regulation of cell shape
Molecular function (GO): protein binding
Source: RefSeq, a predicted model, not a curated record